AUGUUUUGUUCGCAGUGUGGGAAACCAGGGCAACUGGUUUUAUUGGGAUGCUGUCAAGCCUGUGUCGAUCGUGCCGCAAGCAAGACAACCGCUCCCUCGUCUAUGAUUUCCCCGACACCCAAUUCUCAACCAACGUCAGCACACCAACUGAUCCAAUCUAAACGUCAAGAGGCAAUCCAACGUGCUCGAGGGUUGUAUUCCCAUCCAACAUCCACCCCGGUCAUUCCCAGCCCCCUCAGUCAGCCUCCUGCACCCACUUUGCUUCCGCAACAAACACACUUUCCUCCACCCAGUGCCAGCAAUCCAGGAUUACCAGCCAUUACCGCCCCUGAAAUAUCCAGGAGCAACCCAUAUCUGAUGGCCCGCACAGCACGGAUGUCGGCCAUCCAACCCUACCCCACCCAACGGGCCGCCCGCACUGCUGCAAGAGUUCCCAAACCGCCAAAACUUCCUACCAGCAAGGGGGCUCUCCCAUUAACUAGCCCUCCCGACAAGAUCUCAGUCCAGUGUUGUCAGCCACAGAGUACAUGUCACAGUACCUUUCAUAUACCAAGUAACUGCAACACCUGUACUUAUGUACAUAAUUAUCUUGUCUGUUAA
Molecule: messenger RNA, 600 nt
Organism: Puccinia graminis f. sp. tritici CRL 75-36-700-3
Lineage: Eukaryota; Fungi; Basidiomycota; Pucciniomycetes; Pucciniales; Pucciniaceae
Exons: 3
Coding region: 1-600 (199 amino acids)
Source: RefSeq, a predicted model, not a curated record